Messenger RNA from Aspergillus mulundensis, 1524 nucleotides. Its product is annotated as putative COP9 signalosome subunit 2 (CsnB). Gene Ontology annotation, cellular component: COP9 signalosome. The transcript has 4 exons. Gene Ontology annotation, biological process: protein deneddylation. The coding region runs from base 1 to 1524 and encodes 507 amino acids. NCBI's taxonomy places the organism in Eukaryota, Fungi, Ascomycota, Eurotiomycetes, Eurotiales, Aspergillaceae. The record is from RefSeq and is a predicted model, not a curated record.
AUGUCUGACGACGAUGAUUUCAUGCACGACUCUGCGGAUGAGGAAUAUGACUUCGAGUACGAAGAUGCAGACGACGACGAGACAGAAGAUAUUGGGAUCGAAAACAAGUACUACAAUGCCAAACAGAUCAAGGUCGACAAUCCAGAGGAAGCGAUUGACGAGUUUCUGGGGGUACCCGCUUUGGAACAGGACAAGGGAGAUUGGGGCUUCAAAGGGUUGAAACAAGCGAUCAAGCUUGAGUUCAAACUCGGGAGAUACAGCGAUGCUGUCGAACACUACAGGGAACUCUUAACGUACGUCAAAUCGGCGGUCACGCGAAAUUAUUCCGAAAAGUCGAUCAAUAACAUGCUUGACUAUAUCGAGAAGGGGUCGGAUGACGACAAGGCGUACCAGUGCAUGGAAGAGUUCUACUCCCUCACUCUCAACUCCUUCCAGAACACGAACAAUGAGCGAUUGUGGCUUAAGACGAAUAUUAAACUGGCCCGUCUGUGGUUGGAACGAAGGGAGUAUGGCCAAUUGAGCAAGAAAGUGCGGGAGUUACACCGAGCAUGUCAGAGGGAGGAUGGGUCGGAUGAUCCCAGCAAGGGCACAUAUCUGCUUGAACUAUACGCGCUAGAGAUUCAGAUGUACGCCGAGACGAAGAACAACAAGCGGCUAAAGGCCCUCUAUCAACGCGCCCUCCGCGUACGGUCGGCGGUACCCCACCCCAAGAUCAUGGGAAUCAUUCGAGAAUGCGGAGGAAAGAUGCACAUGAGCGAGGAGAACUGGGAGGAGGCGCAGAGCGACUUCUUCGAGUCUUUCCGAAACUACGACGAGGCGGGCUCGAUGCAACGGAUCCAGGUGCUCAAGUACCUCGUGCUGACCACCAUGUUGAUGAAAUCGGAUAUCAAUCCCUUCCACUCGCAAGAGACAAAGCCGUACAAGAAUGACCCCCGCAUCUCCGCGAUGACCGAUCUGGUCGACGCUUUCCAGCGGGAUGACAUUCACGCAUACGAGGAGAUCCUAAGCAAGAACCCGGACGUGCUGGCCGACCCCUUCAUCGCAGAAAAUAUCGACGAGGUUAGCCGAAAUAUGCGGACCAAGGCCAUUCUCAAACUGAUCGCCCCAUACACCCGAUUUACGCUUAGCUUCAUUUCUAAACACAUCAAGAUUUCGGUCACAGAAGCCCAAGACAUCCUUGGCUUCCUUAUUCUUGACAAGAAACUAAACGCCAAGAUCGACCAGGAAAGUGGCACGGUCGUAGUCGAAAGCGCCAGCGAUGUGGAGCGACUCCGGUCCGUACAGGAGUGGAACGAAUCCCUCCGGGUACUCUGGCAAGUGACUCUGAACGACGGGGAUGGCUUCAAAAACGACGAUGUCUCGCAGCCGACCGGGAUGGGCAUGCGAGGACCCAUGCUCUACCAAUCGGGCUUUGACGACGAUGCUGCGGGACUACUACGUUCUGGCGGCCACCGAUCGCGGAGAGGGGGGAAGGGUAACAAAGCAGGAGGAGGAGGACUCAAGGCUGGGUCGGGGCUGUUUUAG